This is a messenger RNA of Cajanus cajan (pigeon pea), 2729 nucleotides long. RefSeq names its product RNA demethylase ALKBH10B. The record is from RefSeq and is a predicted model, not a curated record. Gene Ontology annotation, biological process: mRNA catabolic process. Lineage: Eukaryota; Viridiplantae; Streptophyta; Magnoliopsida; Fabales; Fabaceae. Gene Ontology annotation, molecular function: demethylase activity; mRNA binding.
UUCCUUUAACAUUAGCACAUAACCCUUCUUAACCCUAGAUCUUCAUUCUCCAACAACACCAACCCUUCUUUCUUCUGUUCGACUCAACAACAUUACAUCACAUUUCAUUCUCAGAUCUCUCCGAAUUCCCUCACACGUUCCCUUCAUCAGAAACACCCCACAAUCCUUCCUCGGCAAGUCUUCUUCCUCGACAAUUUUGCACUUUUCAACCUCAAUUUUGCAAUUCAUCUUGUGGGAUCCACUUAAAAUGCACUGAAUUUGAAACCCCAAUUAAAAAAUCUCAUUUUUUUCCCCAAUUGGGUAUGCUCUGUACCUGGCUGUAGUGUGUAGUGUAUUGUAGGCAGUGACAGUGAGUUCUCAUGGCAAUGCCAUCGGAAAACACAAUCAUACCCGAAAAAUUGCAGUUUCCGGGAGGCGGUGGCACCGCCGUUAGCGGUAGUGAGAUCCAUUACCGCCAGCAAUGGUUGGUGGAUGAGAGGGAUGGGUUUAUCGGUUGGCUUCGCGGUGAAUUCGCGGCUGCCAAUGCUAUCAUAGACUCCCUGUGUCACCAUUUGCGUGGUGUUGGUGAGCCUGGGGAGUAUGACAUGGUUGUUGGGGCAAUUCAGCAGAGGAGGUGUAAUUGGACUCCGGUGCUGCUUAUGCAGCAAUACUAUUCUGUGUCUGAUGUGGUCUAUGCACUGCAGCAAGUGGCAUGGAGGAGACAGCAGAGGGUUGUUGAUUCGGCAAAGGCCGGCAAUAAGGAGUUUAGGAAGUUCGGUUCGGGGUUUAGGCAAGGGCACAGGUUUGAGGUUGCCAAGGAAGGUUAUAAUUCUAGUGUAGAGUCUUUUGGCCACAGGGUGAAUGCGGGAGGCCCAGAAAAAGGGACUCAUGGGGCUCAAAAGAAUGGAGAACUUAAACCAGGUGACAAGGUUGGGACCAUGGAUGACAAGAGUUUAGCAUCUUCGGAGGAGAACAAAGAUACUAUUACAAAUCAUCAAUCUGAUGGCAUUUUGAAGAGCUCUGGGAAUUCCCAAGGAUCUCUGUCCAGCUCAGAAUGUGAUGCUGUGGGUGUAAAUGAAGAAUGUAUAUCAAAUUCUAAAGGGAAUGAUACACAUUCUGUGCAAAAUCAACAUCAGAGUCAGAAUGCUUCUACCAUGGGAAAAACUUUUAUUGGCAAUGAGAUGUUCGAUGGGAAGAUGGUGAAUGUGGUUGACGGAAUGAAGUUGUAUGAAGAUUUGUUGGAUAGUGCUGAAGUUUCAAAACUUGUUUCAUUGGUCAAUGAUCUAAGGGUUGCUGGGAAAAGGGGACAAUUUCAGGGAAGUCAUACAUUUGUGGUUUCAAAAAGACCCAUGAAAGGACAUGGAAAGGAAAUGAUUCAGUUGGGUGUUCCUGUUGCUGAUGCACCACCAGAUGUGGACAGUGUAACAGGAAUCUCGAAAGAUAAGAAAGUAGAAACUAUACCUUCUUUGUUCCAAGAUAUUAUUGAGCGCUUGGCUUCCUUGCAAGUGAUGACUGUGAAGCCUGAUGCUUGUGUUGUGGAUUUCUAUAGUGAGGGUGAGCACUCGCAGCCCCACAAUUGGCCACCUUGGUUUGGAAGGCCUGUUUAUAUGCUUUUCCUGACUGAAUGUGACAUGACUUUUGGGAGAAUAAUUGUCUCAGACCAUCCUGGGGAUUAUAGGGGUGUUGUCAAGCUUUCUCUUGUACCUGGGUCUCUUCUGGUGAUGCAAGGGAAAUCAACUGAUUAUGCUAGACAUGCACUUCCUUCUAUUAACAAACAUCGAAUACUUGUAACCUUCACAAAGUCCCAACCAAAAUCUUCUCUGCCAAAUGAUUACCAACGUCUUGCCCCUCCAGCAGUGUCUCACUGGGCCCCACCUCCUAGUCGAUCUCCCAAUCACAUGCGACAUCAAUUAGGCCCUAAGCAUUAUCCCACAGCUCCGGCAACCGGAGUACUGCCUGCUCCAUCCAUUCGCGCACCACCAAAUGGUAUGCAACCAUUGUUCAUGCCAGCACCAGUUGCACCUGCUAUGUCAUUUCCUACACCCGUGCCGAUCCCACCUGGUUCUACCGGAUGGACCUCAGCUCCAAGGCAUCCUCCUCCUAGAAUUGCUGUUCCCGGCACAGGAGUUUUCCUCCCUCCACCUGGCUCAGGUAGUUCAUCUCAGCACAUACCAGGUACUUUACCUGAAGUGAACCCUAGUGUGGAAACCCCAACCGGGCCGCGAAAGGAGAAUGGGAAAUCUAACCAUAGCAACACUAGCUCUUCACCAAAAGGUAAAAAUGAUGGAAACAUGCAAGGGCAAGAAUGCAAUGGAAAUGCAGAUGGAGCUGAAGCUGAACAGGCUGUAGAAGGGAAUGAACACGAAAACAAUGACAAGGUGGCUGAAGCAAGCCAUUGAGCUAUGCCGGAUUAGAGAGAGGGAGAAGCUUAUCACAGGAAAGGGUUAGGUUACAAACUUAAUGAGUUUGAAGCAAAUGUAAAGAGCGGCAACAUUCGACACAACACAGAUACGAUACUUGCAAAGGAAAGAACAAGGGAAGGAGGUAGAGCUUUUUGGUUCACUUCUUAAUCCUUUGUUUGCUCCAUUCCUUUUUUCUUGUCUUUUCAUUUUAACUUUUACAGCAAGGGAAACCCCAUUCUUAAUUCAGAUUUUGAUUUUUCCUAUCUUUGAAUUACGCAUUUUGUGGUUGAUUAUUAUUUUGUGGUCAUGUUUUUAUCCACCAUUUUAUUCUUAAAACACUUUGAUGCA